Messenger RNA from Mirounga angustirostris (Northern elephant seal), 1896 nucleotides. It is a transcript of the gene VSIG4, whose product is annotated as V-set and immunoglobulin domain containing 4. Gene Ontology annotation, molecular function: complement component C3b binding. The transcript is spliced from 8 exons. Gene Ontology annotation, biological process: negative regulation of macrophage activation; negative regulation of T cell proliferation; negative regulation of interleukin-2 production. Lineage: Eukaryota; Metazoa; Chordata; Mammalia; Carnivora; Phocidae. Bases 113 to 1204 code for a protein of 363 amino acids. The record is from RefSeq and is a predicted model, not a curated record.
GAUAUAGAGAAGGAAGGGAAGUGAGCAAGCACAGACGCUGGCAGCCAUCAGAAGUUCAAGCCUCUUUGACAACAGGAGGCGAGAAGAAAGGACAGAAGUGGUUCUGGCUGCAAUGGGGCUCUUACUGGGCCUCCUGCUCCUGGACCACCUAACAGUGGUCGCCUAUGGCCAUCCCAUCCUGGAAGCACCUGAGAGUGUGAUAGGGCCUUGGAAAGGAGAUGUGAAUAUUCCCUGCACCUAUGGUUCUCUGCAAGGCUACACUCAAGUCUUGGUAAAGUGGCUGGUACAACGUGGCUUGGACCCAGUCACCAUCUUCCUACGUGAUUCCUCUGGAGACCAUAUCCAGCAAGCAAAGUACCGGGGCCGUCUGCAAGUGAACCACAAGGUUCCAGGAGAUGUGUCCCUCCAACUGAAUACCCUGGAGAUGGAUGACCGGAGCCACUACACAUGUGAAGUCACUUGGCAGACCCCUAAUGGCAACCAAGUGGUGAGAGAUAAGAUCAUUGAGCUCCGUGUCCAGAAACUCUCUGUUUCCAAGCCCACAGUGACGACUGGCAGUGGCUAUGGCUUCACAGUGCCCCAGGGAAUGAGGAUUAGCCUUCAAUGCCAGGCUUGGGGUUCUCCUCCCAUCAGUUAUGUUUGGUACAAGGAACAGACCAACAAUCAAGAACCCAUCAAAGUAGCAGUCUUGAGUACCUUACUCUUCAAGCCUGCCGUGGUGGCUGACUCGGGCUCCUAUUUCUGUACUGCCAAGGGCCGGGUAGGCUCUGAGCAGCGCAGCAACAUUGUGGAGUUUGUGGUCAAAGAUUCCUCAAAGCCACUCAAGGCUAAGACUGAAGCACCUACAACCAUGAAAUCUCCUUUGGAAGCAACUUCUACAGUGAACCUGAUUUGGAACUGGACCACUGAAGUGGAUGGCUACCUUGGGAAGACCAGUGCUGAGCCAGGAAAGGGCCUGCCUGUCUUUUCCAUUGUUCUCAUCAUUUCCCUGUGCUGUAUGGUGGUCUUCAUCAUGGCUUAUGUUAUGCUCUGCCGGAAGACAUCCCAACAAGAGCAUGUCUACGAAGUGGCCAGGUCUUUUCUGAUUUGUUUAGAGUAUAUUUUCUGGGGACAUUGUUACCCUGUUAGCAUUUUGUUCUCUCACUCAUCUAUUCUCCUCUGGACAAAAGGACAAGACAGAAAAAAGAACAAAAGGCAGUGCUGACUGCCAGGGACCUACUCAAUAUGGACAUUAGUACGAUGUCAGAACUAGAGUUCAGAAUGAUGAUUUUAAAGAUACUACCUGGGCUUGAAAAAAGCAUGGAAGUUAUUAGAGAAACCCUUUCUGGAGAAAAAAAAAAGAACUAAAAUCUAACCAAGUCAAAAUAAAAAAAUGUCAUUAAUGAGGUGCAAUAAAAAAUGGGUGCUCUAACUGCUAGGAUAAAUGAGGCAGAAGAGAGAAUUAGUGAUAUAGAAGACCAAAUGAUGGAAAAUAAAGAAGCUGACAAAAACAGAGAUAAACAACUACUGGAUCACGAGGGCAGAAUUUGAGAGAUAAGUGAUACCAUAAGAUGAAACAACAUUAGGAUAAUUGGGAUCCCAGAAGAAGAAGAAAGAGAGAGAGGGGCAGAAGGUAUAUUGGAGAAAAUUAGAGCAGAGAACUUCCUUAAUUUGGGGAAGGAAACAGGCAUCAAAAUCCAGGAGAACCCCUCUCAAAAUCAAUAAAAAUAGGUCAACACCCUGACAUCUAAUAGUAAAACUUACGAAUUUCAGAGACAAAGAGAAAAUCCUGAAAGCAGCUUGGGAGAAGAGAUCUGUAACCUACGGUGGUAGAAACAUUGGAUUGGCAACAGACCUAUCCACAGAGACCUGGCAGGCCAGAAAGGACUGGCAGGAUAUAUUCAGAGCACUAAAUGA